AUGUAUUUACUUUUGUUUUUGUUUCAGGGUUCUGUUGAAAAAUCCUCAGGCAGUAAGAGUUUUGAUUUUGGCCCUUCUGAUGGUUCUUUUGCAAUGAAAGUUCAAAGAACUAUUUGCCCUCACUUUGGAUCUCAGAUUGCUCUUGAAGUCAUUGAGCUUGUUCAGACUAGAAACCAAGAUAAACCUAAGAUAUUCAUUGAUUGGGCAGAGUCUCUUGUUUUAAAUGUUCUGGAAUGUGUGUUGAAUUCAUCUAUGCCCAAAGUGUCUGGAAGCGAGCAUCAGUCUAUGAGCAAAUUCUCUUUUGGUAACAAGUCUGUCUCAUUUCAUUCUGCUAUCGCCAAUGGUGUCUUUGCUAAAUCUGAUGGUAUUCCAGAGGUUGCUAUAUCUGAUGCUAUUCCGGAGGUUGCUAAAUCUGAUGUUGCCCCAGAGGUUCCUACGUCUGAUGGUAUUCCAGAGGUUGCUACAUCUGAUGGUAUUCCAGAGGUUGUUGUACAGCAAGAGAGUCGUCAUGCGGUCACUCCAGAUGUCGUUACUCCCAUUGUACCUCCUGCUGUUAUCUUUGGUGGUUUACAUAAUCCAGUUGUUCUAUCUAGCUCUUCAACACCUGCUAAAGUGCGUAAUGAGGUGUGCAUAUUCUUAUUUCUUAGGAUGCUUUCUUUCUAGUUUUUUUCCUUGUCGUAGCUCUUUCAUUUUUUUUGUUUGAUUUGUAGGCUGUUGCAAAAG
Molecule: messenger RNA, 723 nt
Organism: Triticum aestivum (bread wheat)
Lineage: Eukaryota; Viridiplantae; Streptophyta; Magnoliopsida; Poales; Poaceae
Exons: 3
Coding region: 1-663 (220 amino acids)
Source: RefSeq, a predicted model, not a curated record